AUGUCAGACGCCUUGGGCAACUUCCACCUGGACCCCAAUCCAGAGUCGCUACAUCGACAGACGGUGCAUAUCAAUGACCUUCCAGAUGAAGUCUUGUUAGGUGUAUUCGCCCACAUGCAUCCAGUGGAGCUUAAAGACCUUCGAUUGGUGUGCCGCAAAUGGAACCAUGUUGUGAGUGACAAGUCGGCGUGGAUCACGGCGUUUAAUAACCGUUUUGGCACGGGGAAUGUUUUUUCUUCGGUGACUGGGUCUCCCAUGUGGCUUACUGAGUACUUGGGCAGAGUAGCUGUGUCACGGAAGUGGGCGAAAGGCAGGGCGUUUUCACACGCUUAUGCUUUGGUGAAUAACGAGUUUGGCAUGCGGGUGCCGCCUCGUGUGUUUGUGGACUUUGCUCAUGAUAGGAUCUUGACGUUUGCACGGUUCUCUGGUGCCAUUUCCAUGUGUACGCUAUCCACGGGGCGUAACCAGGUGUUUUUCCCGGAAAAUAGUGUUCUUUCAAUGGGCAUGGCUGCUGACUGUAACUGGUCCCAUCUUUGUGUGGGUAAACCGAAUGGUGAAGUGUUCGUGAAGAAUCUUAUUACUUCUUCCGCUACAGGCUCGGGAAAACAGUCUGUGGUGACACUUCAGGGCCCCACGGACGAUCCGAUUUUAACACUUAAAAUGAACGAUGUUUUUGAAAAGGUGAGAGAGAAAACAGAGAUUAUAGCAGGUACGAGAGGCGGCCUUUUGCUUCUCUGGAGCGCCACGACACUUUUGAGGACCAUUUUUGUGAGCCAAACGUGUGGCGUUUUAGAGGUGGCUAGUGACUUUCGAGAGACUGUGGUUGUGGUGACAGAAGAGGAGAUUGUCUCGUAUGAACUCCCUUCUGGUGAAGAAAUGCAUAGAGUGGCCCAUGGUAUCACUAUGGCUGGUGAUACUGGCUUCUACAUUGAUCUCCCUGGCAUGAACGUUGUGGUGCACAACGAGAGCACGAUCAAGGUGUUCAAUCUUUCUGAAAGAAUCUAUACGACUGAAGCUUCGGCUCCAGAGGGAGUGAACAUUAUUGGUGGAACAUUACAACAAACACACCGCAAAACUAGACUUCCAGACAUUGCAGGUGGUGAUGGAAGACUUUUCGCUGUUAUCUUUUCCGAUGGUAGCGUAUCCACGUUUAACAUUCGUGAUACAGGGAGCGAUAUUAAGUUUCUUACAAGAAUCAUGCUCCGUUACGAUGCUCCUUACGGUAUAAGGGAGUGGACCGUUGUGGCACUUACAAGCUCGAUUCUCGCAAUAGGUCUUCUUCCUAACUUUGUGCAUUUUUAUGACGCCCAUCUGGGCGAAUACCUUAGAGAAGGUGUCAAGGUUCUGCGAAAGCUUUUCCGUGAAGGUGAGCCACCGAUUAGACACAUUGAGUUUAGCCCGUCUGACUGUUCUGGAGUGAUUGUAAGUGGCAGCGUUGCACAGUACUUCCGGUUUGGCAACGAUCCGAUUGCAUUAAAGAAGAAACCCAAUACUCCCCAAUCAGCAGAAGGAUCAUCAAGACAUGCAAUGCAUAGGCAUAUCAAGGACCAGUUGGAAGACUACGAUACUCUUGAAGACACUCGCCGCAGAGCCGAGCUCAUGGCGGACCGGUACAACGGAACAGAGCUCGAUUCUGAGCUUGAAGAGCUACGAAUGGCCAUGGCGCUCAGUGCCAGUAGUGUUCCCGAUACCAGCGAAGAUGACGAACUUGAAAGAGCGUUGCUUCUUUCACGGGAAGACCUGGAGCCCGUUGCCACGCCUGUGGAAGGCUCUCUGCGGUCCCAUGAGUUAUUCAAACAGCCUGCCACAGGACAUCCCGGAGAGCCAAUAGAAGAAAGCGACGACGAUGAAGUGCUUCGGCAAGUCAUGGAGCUUCUGCUUACAGACCACUAA
Candidozyma haemuli is the source of this 1893-nucleotide messenger RNA. Its product is annotated as SCF ubiquitin ligase complex subunit. The coding region runs from base 1 to 1893 and encodes 630 amino acids. Lineage: Eukaryota; Fungi; Ascomycota; Pichiomycetes; Serinales; Metschnikowiaceae. The transcript has a single exon. Gene Ontology annotation, molecular function: protein binding. The record is from RefSeq and is a predicted model, not a curated record.